Cicer arietinum (chickpea) is the source of this 2115-nucleotide messenger RNA. Its product is annotated as bZIP transcription factor 16-like. Gene Ontology annotation, biological process: regulation of DNA-templated transcription. Gene Ontology annotation, molecular function: DNA-binding transcription factor activity; sequence-specific DNA binding. Gene Ontology annotation, cellular component: nucleus. The record is from RefSeq and is a predicted model, not a curated record. Lineage: Eukaryota; Viridiplantae; Streptophyta; Magnoliopsida; Fabales; Fabaceae.
AACAAAAUCGAAUGCGAACGAAAGUCUGACUGGGAUUGCCAAGUGGACACCAACGCCGUACAACAAACAACCCAUUCAUUCAUUCAUUCCUUGCCGUGAGUGAGUAACAACCUCAACCCAACAAACCCAAACCCUAAUUCUCAUUUCUCCCCCAAUUUUUGUUUUUUUUCUUUCUCUUCGUGUCACCUGCAUAUAUACAACACAACCCUCUUCCCCCACCCCCCAAAAAAAUAUCCCCUUUAUUAAUCCCUCGUGUCACAUACACAAAUUAUUUUCCUUUUUUUUUUUUUGAAUUAAUUGUUUAAUUUUCGCUUGUUUUCUUUGUUUUCAACACCCCCGUAGAUCAGGUUUCCACACCACGCUUCUUUUGCUUCAUUCGACGAAUGGUUUAGUGUAUAAAUUUUUGGAAGGUAAAAGUACCUUACCUACCUGUCUGAAAGCAUGGGCAGCAGUGACGUCGAUAAACCGUUAAAAGAAAAAGAGCCUAAGACGCCUCCAGCGGCUACGUCACAGGAGCAAACAUCAACGACAACUGGCACUGCGGCAGUUAAUCCUGACUGGGCUAACUAUCAGGCAUAUUCGCAUAUACCUCCACCUGGAUUCAUGGCAUCAAGUCCCCAAGCCCACCCAUAUAUGUGGGGUGUUCAGCAUAUUAUGCCUCCCUAUGGCACCCCACCACAUCCUUAUGUUGCAAUGUAUCCCCAUGGUGGCAUAUAUGCCCAUCCAUCCAUGCCUCCGGGAUCUUAUCCUUUUAGUCCUUUUGCCAUGCCUUCUCCAAAUGGCAUGGUGGAUGCUUCAGGGAAUACUCCAGGCAGCAGUGAAGCUGAUGGUAAACCUCAUGAGGUGAAGGAAAAAUUACCAAUCAAAAGAUCAAAAGGAAGUUUGGGUAGUAUGAAUAUGGUUCCAGUUCCAGGAAAAAAUAAUGAACUAGGUAAAACACCAGGGGUUUCUGCCAAUGGAAUUCAUUCAAAAAGUGGUGAGAGUGCAAGUGAAGGUACUAGUGAAGGAAGCGAUGAAAACUCCCAUAAUGACUCUCAAUUGAAAUCUGGGGAGAGGCAGGAUUCUUAUGAAGAUGAACCCUCUCAAAAUGGCAGUUCAGUGCAUGCUCCUCAAAAUGGGGUACUUAAUACACCUCAUACAGUUGUUAAUCAAACUAUGUCUGUCGUACCUAUGUCUGCUGCUGGUCCUCUCACAGCAGUUCCUGGUCCCACUACUAAUUUAAAUAUAGGAAUGGAUUAUUGGGGAACACCAACUUCAUCUACCAUGCCUGCAAUGCAUGGAAAGGUUCCUUCUGCUGCAGUGGCUGGAGGGAUGGUAAAUGCUGGGUCACGAGAUGUCCACUCACAACUUUGGUUACAGGAUGAAAGAGAGCUUAAAAGACAAAGGCGGAAGCAGUCCAAUAGGGAAUCUGCACGCAGGUCCAGGUUGCGAAAGCAGGCUGAAUGUGAUGAACUAGCUCAGCGGGCUGAAGUUUUGAAUGAAGAAAAUGCCUCUCUCCGUGCUGAACUGAACCGGAUCAAGAGUGAGUACGAGAAGAUACUUUCUGAGAAUGCAGCUCUCAAGGAGAGACUCGGGGAGAUACCAAGGACUGAGGAUCUUGGCCCGGGCCAGAAUGAUCAGCAUGUUGAAGCUACUCAACAGAGUGGUUAGACAGAAGGCUGUGCAGGGUGUUCAUUAGAAUCUAGCUUCCUUCUUGAUGUUGCUUUUCAGGAAGAUAACCUAACCAAAUAGCAACAAGUUAUUGUUUUUGGAUAGCUUCUAGUUAAAAUUGUACCAAAGGCAACAAUCCUAUGUAAUAUUAGGAACGGUUUAUGCUAUAUGAUCCCUCAUUCCUAAUUUAUCUUGCUUUUGACAGCCAAAAACAACCUAGAUUGUAGGUAGGGUGUGAAUACUGAUUCAUGCCUUAUCUAUCUGCUGCUUUGAAAGUUAGUGUUGGCACUAAGAAAUAUGGUUAGUGAACCUUAGUAUUGUCCAUUAUAUGGAUUGUUGUGCUUCUGUGCAAACAAUUCACGGGGAAGUAUAGUUAAGAUAUAUUUACCACUUUGUACUUAAUGAGAUUUUGGACUUUAAAGCUCGGGAUUGAUUAGAAUGUGUCUACGUUGGAGAUUUUGCUAA